AUGCCCACGUGGGACCUGCCCACAUUCACGCCCGUGGUCAAGCAGCACUUUGUCUCCAAGCCAAUCGUGAACCACGUGACAUCUCCAGUCACCGCUGUUAGCCACGCCGUGGCGCCACUCGUCCAGUACCACGGUGGCGUCAGCGCCGCCGGAGGCUUCGCCACUGGUGCCGCCCUCGGCACCGCUGCUGCUCUUCGCGCCGGAAACGCCGGAUUCGGCGGCUUCGGUCUCGGAGGUGGUUUGGGAGGCGGUCUCGGUGGAGGUUUUGGAGGCUACGGUCUCGGAGGAGGCUUCGGAGGCUACGGUCUCGGAGGAGGUUACGGAGGCUACGGUCUCGGAGGAGGUUACGGAGGCUACGGCUUGGGUGGCGGCUACGGCCUGAAGGGAGGAUACGGUCUUGGAGGCCUUGGAGGUUUCGGCGGCUACGGCAAGGGAUGGUAG
Ornithodoros turicata is the source of this 441-nucleotide messenger RNA. Its product is annotated as keratin-associated protein 19-2-like. NCBI's taxonomy places the organism in Eukaryota, Metazoa, Arthropoda, Arachnida, Ixodida, Argasidae. The record is from RefSeq and is a predicted model, not a curated record. The transcript has 2 exons. Bases 1 to 441 code for a protein of 146 amino acids.